AUGUCUGGACUUGUGCUUCGUGGGAACCUGUCAGAUGGUUCCUCUCUGCCAGCCGCUCGGGCCCGCUUGGAAUCGUUUGGCCCUGCUACUUCUAUGGGCUACGACUUUACGCUACUUUUUGAAGACACUAUCCUCUCUUUGCUACCAUCAGCUCUCUUAUUAUUAAGCCUACCAUAUCGCAUGAUAAGCCUCUAUGGCCAGCGGCCAAAAGUAUCUUCUGGGGGUUUUUUGCGCGAGAGCAAAUCAAUUUUCUUGGCCAUGUUUACCGCAAUCCAUCUCGCGCUGUUGAUCGCCCGCGUUUUGGAUUCAUCGCUACGCACGUCUGCUACUGCUGCCGAGUCUGCACUGGCUUUUAUCGCCAGUCUAGGUCUCUGUCUGCUUUCGCGGCUCGAGCAUUUGCGUUCUAUCCGCCCAUCGCCCAUGAUCAAUGGCUACAUCCUCCUCACUUUAAUCUUUGACAUUGUUCGUGUGCGAACUAUGUUCCUAGAUUCAAACAAAAGAUCCAUCGCCGGGAUAUUCUCCAGCAUGAUGGUUUUGAAAGUGAUGGUUCUGCUUGCUGAAGCAGUCGAAAAGCGAAAGCUGCUCUUGACACCAUAUCGCGAUUUAUCGCCGGAAGAAACAAGCGGUAUUUACAGCAAAUCGUUUUUUUUCUGGUUGAACCAACUCAUGACAUCUGGAUUUCAGCGUGUUCUUCAUAGUCACGAUUUGUAUCCGAUCGAUAGUAACAUGUCCUCCCUGGUACUCCAACAGCGAAUAAAACAUGCGUGGAGUGCUGCGACACAGGAUAAACGAAGAGCUCUUUUCUGGGCAGUCUUGCGUGCAAAUUUGAAUCCAUUACUUCUAUGCGUCAUUCCACGUUUGGUACAGAUAGGCUUUAGAUAUACUCAGCCUUUCUUGCUCUCGCGGACGAUUACUUUUGCAAAUGAUGAGAGCCAGUCAGACAACAUUGGCUGGGGCCUCACAGGCGCUUUUUUCAUAAUUUUUCUUGGUGUUGCUGUUUCAAAUGGCGUUUUCUACCAUAUGACUUUUCGUUUCGUGACAAGUAUCCGUGGCAGUUUGGUCAGCAUCAUUUAUUCAAAGACGGUCGAUCUCAGCAUCACAGCCCUCGACGAAUCAGUUGCAGUGACUCUGAUGUCCAGUGAUGUUCAAUCCAUUUGUAAUGGUUUCCAAUUAAUCAAUGAUCUCUGGGGAGUACCCCUUGAGCUCGUCAUUGUUGUCUAUCUCUUGACUCGCCAACUUGGCAUUGUGGCGCUCGUGCCAGCCAUUCUAUCAUUCAUAUCUACUGUUGCUAUCAUUUCUAUAGCGAAGUCGAUGGGACAUGCCCAAAAGAUAUGGAUGAAGAGCAUUCAAACACGAGUCGAUGUCACGUCCACGAUGUUAGGGUCUAUGAAGUCCGUUAAGAUGCUUGGCUUCACUGACUGGCUCGCGGGUAUUGUCCAAGGUCUCAGGGUAAGUGAGCUUCGGGAGGCAAAACUGUUUCGUAGAUUGCUUGUUUUGCGUGUCUUCCUUGCAAACAGUCUCAAAUUUCUAGCUCCACCCCUGACAUUUGCCGUCUUUGCGACUAUCCCGCAAAAAGGUCACUCUUUGAAUUUAAAUUCGGUUUACACCACCCUGUCCCUUAUUUCACUGCUGGCUACGCCUAUUAACACAUUCAUCCGAGCCAUUCCUGCUAUGAAUACUGCUUUGGCAUCUUUCAAUCGCAUCCAAGAGUUCCUCCAGUCUGAAGGCAGACAUGAUCAUCGCAUGGUUUUGGAAGAUUCUCCAGUCUCAACACAACGGAUUCAGUCAAGCUUGGAAGAGCUAGAACUAUCAGAUCUCAGUCCUUUGAGGCAAAAUCCAGCAUCGGAAGUCAUUUCUGCCCGAGAUGUGAGCUUCGCAUGGGACAAAAACGCAGUUUUCUCUGUCUCGAAUGUCAAUUUGAGUGUGCAGAAAGGUCAAUUUUGUUUUAUUAUUGGCUCAACAGGCUGUGGCAAGAGCACUCUCAUGAAAGGAAUUAUCGGUGAAACGCCAUCGACCAAAGGCUUUCUAUACACGAAAUACCGAGAGACAGCAUUCGUGGACCAGACACCAUGGAUCCGUAACACGUCGUUCAGGGAUAAUAUUUUAGGCAUCUCAAAUUACACGGAGACAUGGUAUCAUGAGGUUGUCAGCGCCUGUGGAUUGGAUCAGGAUGUUGCAAAUCUCCAAAAUGGCCACUUAACAAAAGUUGGUUCUUCCGGAAUCUCUCUUUCCGGGGGACAAAAACAACGGCUUGCGCUGGCUCGUGCUGUUUAUGCAUGUAAAAGUAUUAUCAUAUUGGAUGAUAUCUUGUCGGGCCUUGACGCUGACACUGAGGAACACGUCUUCAAAAGCCUGUUUGCAAGAACGGGAUUGUUUCGCCGACUUGGUACGACAGUGCUACUAUCUACCCAUGCUGUGCACCGACUUUCUUAUGCGGAUCAUAUUGUUGCUAUAAAAAGUGAUGGCUCUAUUGCAGAGCAGGGCACUUUAGAGGAGCUUGAGACUAGCGGAGGUUAUUUAACCCUCUUGAAAGCACAGUAUAAAGACCAGUCGAAUGAUGAAUUUGACCCCCAACGGCAUAAGGCUACGAAUGCCGCAAUCGAUGGCUCUGAUCAAGGAGCUCGAGUUGAUGCUAUGGAAGGAGAAUUGACCAGGCAAAAUGGAGAUUUCGCUCUUUACUUAUAUUAUCUUGGGUCUGUGCAUUGGGCAUCCAGUGCAUUUUGGAUGACUUUCUUUAUACUUGAAGGAGUAUCACCGAAGCUAAGCGAAUUGUUGGUCAAAAUUUGGGUGAGUUCAUUGGAAAUCAAUGGCAGUACUGUCAACUCCUUCUACCUUGGUCUCUAUGCCUUGGUGUCAAUCACAACGGCCAUUGCACUUGUGGGUGGAGCCUACCAUUUAUUCAUAUUCUUUGCUCCCCGAAGUGCUGAAACUCUACACGAACGUCUUUUAAAAUCGGUUAUGCAUGCGCCCUUGUCAUUCUUCACUUCAGUCGAUACUGGCACCACUCUGAACAGGUUCAGCCAAGACAUGACCUUGAUUGAUCAUGAUCUACCUUAUUCAAUCUUUGAUUUUGUAUUCUCUCUAUCGGGCGGAUUCAUGUCUGCUAUCAUGAUGUGUAUAUCGGCUCGGUAUUUUGCCGCCGUGAUAAUCCCAUUUUUCUUUUUUUUGUGGAUGUUGCAGAAGUUCUACCUACGAACAUCACGCCAAAUGCGCCUUCUAGACCUCGAAGCCAAAUCACCACUGUUCUCUCAAUUUAUUGAGAGCUUAUCAGGUCUAGUGACAAUCCGUGCCUUCGGCUGGGCGCCUGCAUUCGAAGACCAGAAUCUGGCCCUACUUGACGCGUCGCAGAAGCCCUUUUAUUUGCUUUUCUGUAUUCAGCGAUGGCUGGAACUAGCACUGGAUCUGUCUGUGGCUAUUCUAGGUGCUAUCUUGAUGGUGCUCGUCGUCAAGUUGCGAAGUGAGGUUGGCACUGGAUAUGUUGGUCUCGCCAUUCUUAAUGUCAUCACUUUCAGCCAGUCGCUUUCGCAGAUUCUAAGGAAUUGGGCCGAACUUGAGACAUCCAUGGGAGCAAUCGCUCGAAUUAAAGAUUUUGUUACCCAUACAGCCUCCGAGAACAAGCCAGGUGAGAACGAGGGGCUCCAAGCCAUGAACGUUGAUUUAUCCUCCUGGCCAUCUCAGGGUGCGAUCGAGUUUCAGAAUGUGUCUGCAUCUUACAAGGCCGGUGGAGAUCAAUCACUCGUACUUCGCAAUUUGAGCCUAUCGAUUCAGCCUGGUCAAAAGAUCGGGAUAUGUGGCCGCAGUGGUAGCGGUAAAAGCUCCCUUCUGGCUGCCCUGUUCCGACUGCUAGAAAUUGAGUCACAAAGUCGGAUUCUGAUUGAUGGCGUGAAUAUUGCACACAUCCCGCGGCAGAUUACACGUAAAGCUCUUAACGCUGUUCCACAAGAGCCUUUUCUCACCAACGGCACUGUUCGUACCAACAUUGAUCCGUCUAAUACCAACAGCAUUGAAGCGAUUGAGCGCGCUCUUCGUCGUGUUGAACUAUGGGAUGUUGUUCAGACGAAAGGCGGAUUCGACGCCCUUUUAGAUGCCAAUUUUUUCUCUCAUGGUCAAAGACAACUCUUUUGUCUUGCACGAGCGCUAUUGCGCAAAAGCAAAAUCGUGGUUCUCGACGAAAUGACUAGCAACGUUGAUGUUUUUUCUGACGCGUUGAUGCAACGAGUUGUUCGUGAAGCAUUUGCGGACUGUACGAUCUUGGUUGUUGCUCAUCGACUCGAAACCAUCCUUGACUUUGAACGCAUCGCCGUGAUACAUGAUGGCGAGCUGAUUGAAUUUGAUACGCCGGAGGUACUUCUCAAAACUGAUAGUGCAUUCAGGGAGCUGUAUGAGUCAUGA
Molecule: messenger RNA, 4392 nt
Organism: Penicillium soppii
Lineage: Eukaryota; Fungi; Ascomycota; Eurotiomycetes; Eurotiales; Aspergillaceae
Exons: 3
Coding region: 1-4392 (1463 amino acids)
Biological process (GO): transmembrane transport
Cellular component (GO): membrane
Molecular function (GO): ATP binding; ATP hydrolysis activity; ABC-type transporter activity
Source: RefSeq, a predicted model, not a curated record